Psylliodes chrysocephalus is the source of this 711-nucleotide messenger RNA. The record is from the annotation of a GenBank genome assembly. Lineage: Eukaryota; Metazoa; Arthropoda; Insecta; Coleoptera; Chrysomelidae.
AUGAAUAAAGCCAUAUAUUUUUCUCUGAUAUUUUUUGUGGCCGUAAACAUAUCGACUUCUUUUUCGAUCAGAAAAAGAACAGAAGAAUAUUUACCAGACGAUGUAAAUAAUGAAGAAAAAUUUAAUAUCGAUGCUCAGAUUGAUAGAAUUUUCGGUGAAACCAAUGUCGUGGAAAAUAAAGAAAGCGAGGAUAGCCAUGAGAAAACGAUUGAGGAAAAUGUCAAUAACAAAAAAAUUGAUGAAAAUACCAAUAACAAAAAAAUUGAUGUAAAUAAUGAAGGAAAUUUUAAUAUCGAUGCUGAGAUUAAUAGAAUUUUCGGUAAUAGCCAUGAGAAAACGAUUGAGGAAAAUGCCAAUAACAAAAAAAUUGAUGUAAAUAAUGAAGAAAAUUUUAAUAUCGGUGCUGAGAUUGAUAGAAUUUUUGGUAAAACCAAUGUCGUGGAAAAUAAAAAAAGCGAGGAUAGCCAUAAGAAAACGAUUGAGGAAAAUGUCAAUAACAAAGAAACUGAUGUAAAUAAUGAAGAAAAUUUUAAUAUCGAUGCUGAGAUUGAUAGAAUUUUCGGUAAAACCAAUGUCGUGGAAAAUAAAGAAAGAGAAAAUAGCCAUGAGAAUACGUUUAAGGAAAGCGAGGACAGGGAUGAGAACACGUUUGAGGAAAAUAAUAAGAGUAAAGGACACGACGAUCAAGAUUAUAAAGAAUAUGGACCUUAA